Molecule: messenger RNA, 2366 nt
Organism: Danio aesculapii
Lineage: Eukaryota; Metazoa; Chordata; Actinopteri; Cypriniformes; Danionidae
Gene: opn4.1
Product: opsin 4.1
Exons: 2
Coding region: 110-1612 (500 amino acids)
Biological process (GO): G protein-coupled receptor signaling pathway; visual perception
Cellular component (GO): membrane
Molecular function (GO): G protein-coupled receptor activity
Source: RefSeq, a predicted model, not a curated record
CACAGAUUACCAGCAACAUGACCUACCUCCACCUACAAGCCUGUGAGACAGACAUCCUGGAAUGACAUAAAGCACAAAUAAACAACACGAAAACAUCAUCCCGCUCAGCAUGAGCCAUCACUCUUCAUGGAGAGGGCAUCACUGUGCCCCUGGAGACAUCAACUGCACCGCAGGCUUUAAGGAAUCUUUGGGAAGCAGAAACUACAAGUUGCUCCAUGUGCCUGUCCAUGGGCCGACCCACAGCCACCACCAUGAUCCUCCACACCCAUUCCCCACCGUGGAUGUUCCAGAUCAUGCCCACUACAUCAUCGGCUCUGUCAUCCUAAUAGUCGGCAUCACCGGAGUGAUUGGAAAUGCACUGGUAGUCUAUGUUUUCUGCCGGAGCCGUACUCUUCGCACCGCUGGAAACAUGUUCAUAGUAAACCUGGCUGUGGCUGAUUUCUUAAUGUCCAUCACCCAGUCUCCUGUGUUCUUCGCAGCCAGUUUACACAGGCGCUGGGUGUUUGGCGAGCGUUCUUGCGAGCUCUACGCUUUCUGCGGUGCCCUCUUUGGAAUCUGCUCCAUGAUGACUUUGACCGCCAUCGCUGCUGAUCGUUGCCUCGCCAUAACUCAGCCUCUCGCCCUAGUAAGCAGAGUUAGCAGACGCAAAGCUGGAGCUGUGCUGGCGGUUGUGUGGCUCUACUCCCUUGGUUGGAGCCUUCCACCUUUUUUUGGCUGGAGUGCUUAUGUCCCUGAGGGGCUUCAGACGUCUUGUUCUUGGGAUUAUAUGACUUUCACCCCAUCGGUGCGUGCGUACACCAUCCUCCUCUUUGUUUUUGUGUUCUUCAUCCCACUUGGCAUUAUUGGCAGCUGCUACUUCGCAAUUUUCCAAGCAAUUCGAGCAGCGGGCAAGGAAAUUCGAGAGCUGGAUAGCGGGGAAACGCACAAGGUGUAUGAACGCAUGCAGAAUGAGUGGAAGAUGGCGAAAGUUGCUCUUGUUGUCAUUUUGCUUUUUAUUAUAUCCUGGUCACCCUAUUCUGUGGUGGCUCUCACCGCUACGGCUGGUUAUUCCCAUUUCCUGACCCCCUAUAUGAAUUCAGUACCUGCUGUGAUUGCCAAGGCCUCAGCCAUCCAUAAUCCAAUCAUCUACGCCAUUACACAUCCAAAGUAUCGGGUGGCUAUCGCACGUUACAUUCCAGUACUUCGUUCCAUCUUGCGUGUGAAAGAGAAGGACCUUCGUUCCUCUUUUAGCUCUGGAAGUGUUAGUUCCCGUCGUCCAACCCUCACCAGUCAGUGCUCUUUGGGGGUUAGCAUGGGCAAUGCUGCACGAGCUAAUGGCCGCUGGGGGAAGACACGCUUGUCUUCUGCCUCUGACAGUGAUUCUUGCUGGACUGAGAGUGAGGCCGAUGGUUCCAGUGUCAGUUCCCUGACCUUCGGUCGUCGUGUUUCCACAGAAAUCUCUACAGAUACUGUCAUUCUUUCACCUGGAUCAAGUGUUAGCAAUGCUAGUGGGCAGAAAUCUGAGAGAGCACACAAAGUUGUUAGUGUACCAGUCCCGUCUAUUACUUUCGAAACAGAUGCAGCAGACGGGGAAUCUCUGUCUGAUGGGAAGGCUUUGCUUGGAGGGAACUAAAGGAAUGAUACUGCACUUCGUUUGAUUCUAAUUUCCUAAGUAGUAGAAACAGUAGUACUAUUAUUAGUAGUACUAUUAUUUUUGGUUAUGAAUAUAUAAUCUUUUAUUUUUCUUCACUCUACACAUGUUGUAAGUAAAGCCCCGGUCAGAUCACACGAAUUUAUCACGAUUUCCUUGACGUAGGGUCUCGUGGGGAUUCGUAAACAACAAAUAGGCGUCGUGGUACAAGAUUCAACCAUUUCUUCUUGUGUAAUGUGGCAUAGUUCACAACAACCGAUACAACAUCGCAGAAAGUCUAGUAUGUUUAAUUUUUUUCUCAUUCUUUAUGACGAGUUCUGUCUCGUGGUUGACACUGCAAUAGGAGCACAUAAUUUCUUGUUUAUAUCAGUGGGUGCUGCCGUUAAUAGGCUGCAUAUUUACUUAUGGGUGGGUCAUGGGUGGAUAAGAUCAAUCAUUGGUUAUGCAAACUUUAACUACCUUUUCUAAAAUAUUAAAGCGUUUUAAGCAAUUUUAUCUGCAGACAGCUUCAUUCUCACAACGAGUUUCUGAGUUCCUCCUUCCAACAGAGUUUGUUCUUCCAAGGUAAUCUGGGAACAUGUUCAGUGCUGCGAAUACAUUGUAAAAUCAUUUCCUGCUUAUUUAAAUUUGUGGUAAGCAGUGAAAACAGUUUAAUAUAGGCUUCUCUGAAACUGUGAAUAUUUCACUUUAAUUUUAUUAAGGCUAGAUUAUUAUUUUAUUUAACAAACCAACACAA